ACUCACUCUCCCAGGAUUACCUUCGACACUGUGCGCCUCCAUAUACCUCGCAGCAGCUGGCUGUCAGCUUAGCCAGAAGGAGCCGCGGGAUGCUGGCGAACACACCCUUUACAUUUCACUAUCUUUGAUCAUCACCGUUAAUCAACCUGAGGAGCAAAACGUUCACCAAACAUGUGGCGUAGUAGCGGCUGACCACAUCUGUAUGAGGUGACUGGGAUUCCUGCUGAGCCAGCUGCCCGCUAGGGCAACCUAACUGCUCCUAAUGAAGGAACAUCCUCUAAUAGCGCAGCUUUAUAACGUUGUAAUUAGUUAGCUGACGUGCCUUACCUAGCUUGUUUAGCGUCUCCAGUUAGCAUGUUAUAACACAGUUUAACGUAGUCCUCCACAUUCUGCAUUAGUAGCGGUAAGACUAACAUCAGUAUCGUGAAAAGGCAUUGUUACGUUUCAUAAUUGGCUAAAAGCUGUGUCACGAUUUCACGCGUGACCAUGUUGAAUUUCGCCCAGUUUAUUCUUUGACGUCUUAAAGGUAAAAAAGUGAUGAGAGGGUCCAAGAUGUCCCUGCCACUGGCAGUAGCGGUGCUCCUCUCAGUGCUGCUGACAGGAUCGACCCACGCCGGGCCUGAGAUGGACCCAUACAAAAUCCUAGGGGUAACGAGGAGUGCGAGCCAGGCUGAGAUCAAGAAGGUCUACAAGCGUCUGGCGAAAGAAUGGCAUCCAGACAAAAAUAAAAGUCCAGGUGCUGAGGACAUGUUUAUCAAGAUUACCAAAUCCUAUGAGAUCUUGUCCAGCGAAGACAAACGUGCCAACUAUGACCGUUACGGACAAACCGAUGACACCCAGCCUUACGGCAGCGAUCGUCACGGGCAUCGCCACGACAGCUUCUACUUCGAUGAGUCCUUCUUCAACUUUCCCUUCAACAGCAAGAACCACAGAGACUUCACUGACAGCAAGUACACGCUGCACUUCAACCAGUAUGUCAACGACGUUGUCCCCGACAGCUACACGAGACCGUACCUGAUCAAGAUCACCUCUGAUUGGUGCUUCAGCUGCAUCCACAUUGAGCCCGUCUGGAAGGAGGUGGUGCAGGAGAUGGAGAAUCUAGGUGUUGGAAUAGGUGUGGUGGACGUUGGCUACGAGAGGCGUUUGGCCAACCACCUUGGUGCUCAUCGCACCCCAUCUAUCCUCGGUAUCAUCAAUGGCAAAGUGACCUUUUUCCAUUACGCUGUAGCGAAGGAACACCUGAGGCAGUUCGUAGAGGACUUGCUUCCCCAGAGGCUCGUGGAACGGGUCACUGACAAGAAUGACCUACAGUUCUUGAACAGCUGGCAUGAGCUCAACAAGCCGCACGUGCUUUUAUUUGACCAAGUGCCUGUAGUCCCUCUACUAUACAAAUUGACAGCUUUUGCUUAUAAGGACUACAUGCAGUUUGGCUAUGUGGACCAGGGCCUUUCAGAAACUGCCAAUCUGCAAAAACAGUUUAAUAUCAACACGUAUGCUCCAACUAUGCUGGUCUUCAAAGAGAACGUUGACAAGCCAGCUGACAUUAUACAGGCUAAAGGCAUGAAGAAGCAAAUUAUUGAUGAGUUCAUGUCAAACAACAAAUUUCUCCUUGCACCACGACUGGUCAAUCAGAAAGUCUUUGAUGAGCUCUGUCCUGUCAAACAGUUCCACAGACGCAGGAAAUACUGUGUUCUGCUCAUCACGAGUGAUGAAGAGACCUUUACUUUUGGCAACCAGGCUUUCCUCUCGUUUGCCUCCACCAAUGCCAAGGAAGUUGUGAGAUUUGCCUACGUGUACCAGAGACUACAGCAACCGCUUUGCGACAUGCUCACGCAGAAUAAGGACAGUGCACAGUCACAACCACAGGUGGUCCUAUUGGAAAGACGCAACGCUGCAGGGAAAACCUUUUUUAAGCCAGUCACUACCUGGAACGGCAGUGAAGAAGAGAAGCAAAGUCUACUGGAUGAGCUGGAGCGACUUCAGAAGGACCCGUCCAUCCUCAUCCAUGACGCCGUGCUGCCUGAGCUCAACAAUGAGUUUGCCUCUAUUUUUGUAAUCCAAUGGAUUUAUGCAUCUUACGAUUACCUUUCUGAAGUCAUCGAUGAUAUUUUACACAAUAACUGGCGUGAAAUGAUGCCCCUUCUCUCCCUCAUCUUCUCUGCCUUGUUCAUCUUAUUUGGAACUGUGGUCAUUCAGGCUUUCAGCGACUCAAGUGAAGAGAAGCAGAUGAAAUCAAAAGCAAAAGACGGAACAAAAGCAGAAAAUGGGUCACCAGGUUCCAGUACCUCAAGUCGACCUCCCAAGAAGAAUUUUGUGGAAGUGACGGAGCUGACAGAUAUCACUUACAUAAGCAACCUGGUGAAGCUGAGGCCAGGACACAUGAACAUAGUGCUGGUUCUGACCGACACCUCCAAGAACAUUCUCCUUAGCAAGUUUGCUAAAGAGGUCUACUCCUUCACUGGGAGCCUGACGCUGCAUUUCUCCUUUCUGAACAUUGACAAACACAGCGAGUGGAUCAACACGCUCCUGCACUACGCCCAGGACACCACGCACGCUGAUGCGGACGAGGACGAUGGGGAAACCCACAAACAGGACUACACUGGCUACGUGCUGGCGCUGAAUGGCCACAAAAGGUACCUUUGCCUGUUUAAGCCCGUUUACACCGGCGAAGACCUUGAGAGCAAAUCAUCUGAAGAUGAAGGGGGGACAUCGGCGGGCAGGUUGAAAUCCAGCGCCCGGGACGACCACUGCCAGCGGAAAUCCAACCGGAUGCGCAACAUUUCCACAUUACAGAUCCACCACAAACUGGACCGCUUGGGCCUGUGGAUGGAACGGCUGAUGGAAGGCACUUUGCCACGUUACUACAUCCCUGCUUGGCCAGGACUAGACAAGAUCACACCCAGUAAGUAGAUCCCAGCAAGAUAGGAAAGUAUUUAGCCACAGUACGCUUGAUCUGACCUUUUAUUUAUUAGUUAAAGGUGUCUUUAAAGUUUCAUCAAUAGUAUAACUGGUUUUGGUGCCACUGUAAAUUCAUGGCAUGCUGUGUUCAGCUGGUGGUCUGAUUUUAUUCAGGCUAAUGCUUCUGCCACAGACUGACAAUAAAAGCCAGACAUACUGUCAUCAUACCCCAAAAGGGGGGAAAAACUACCUUAGUCCCAACUGAUGAAUACUGUGACCGGAGAUGCAUGUCCCUAACACUAAAUGUCUUUGCCUUUUUAUGCGUCCCAGUCCCCUUUUUUAAAGAUAAACAUGCUGACUUGCUUGUGCAAUAUAGAGUACUGCUGUAACGGCGAUGCCUUUUUCCUGGAUCUCAAGGGUUCCUUCGUGCUCUUCCUGGUCACGUGGUUGCAUUGUCUGGGUUUUAUGGAAAAAGUUGCAGGCGUGGAUUAAAAUGUGCAUCGCUACAUGUGAGAAUCCCUUAACAGCCCGUUAAACAACCUCAGUUAGCCACAAGCUGUAUGUAGCAAGCAUUGUGCAACAGGCUGUGCUGUUUUCGUGCUCUGUAGGCCACGUUCCACUGAUAAAUCACUGGCAUGGCAUUGUGAGGUAUAUAGAUAAACGUAGCGUGUGCUUGCUUGGUUUGUCAAUUUGUUUUGUUUACAUACUGUACGAGUGUAAAAAGUCAUGAAUAUGAUUUAGAUAUUUCUAUGUGAUGUAAAUAUUGUACAUAUUCAUGUUGGGCCUGUAUUUUAAGGAGCAUGUAAUGUGUUUUACACAGAUUUCAGAAGUCCUGGUUCCGUUUAGUCGUCACUCAGACUUUCAUUUAGUGUAAAAGCAGAUGGCUGCUCCAUCCUGAUGCUCAUUUGUCUUCAGUAGUACGUUUAUUCUCUUGUUGGUUGUAAUAAAAUACUAUAUGUUUAUUAAUUAAAACUGAAAACUGUAA
Messenger RNA from Betta splendens (Siamese fighting fish), 3883 nucleotides. RefSeq names its product DnaJ (Hsp40) homolog, subfamily C, member 16 (gene dnajc16). NCBI's taxonomy places the organism in Eukaryota, Metazoa, Chordata, Actinopteri, Anabantiformes, Osphronemidae. The coding region runs from base 538 to 2910 and encodes 790 amino acids. The transcript is spliced from 14 exons. The record is from RefSeq and is a predicted model, not a curated record.